Molecule: messenger RNA, 2976 nt
Organism: Cajanus cajan (pigeon pea)
Lineage: Eukaryota; Viridiplantae; Streptophyta; Magnoliopsida; Fabales; Fabaceae
Source: RefSeq, a predicted model, not a curated record
CUUUUUCCUCUUUUACUUUUUGAUGGAUAGGCAAGGAAGAUGCAUGGUGCCCCUCAAAAGAAAGGUAAUGAUAGUCCAAAAGUUUCAGAAGCAAGAGAGGAUUCCAUAUCAACAACAUAUCAACAACAAAAUAAAUUCACAUCUUUGGAGGAUUGUCAAGAGUCUUCUCUUCCAAAGAUUAACCCUGAUAGUAGGUGUGCCAUCAUUACAAUCCUUUACAGUGAGGAUCAUGGAAUCUGGAAAGCUUUUGACGUACCAGUGCAGAUUUCCCAUCACAUUAACUUAGCUUCUGCUGUAACUAUGGAUGGUCUGCAACUUCUAAUCCCUCCAACGAUUAAUAGGUUGAAGAUUGAUCAAUGUAAAGGGCCUAGAGUGCCUCUUCCUCCCUAUGCUUAUUCAGCAAAAUCAUGUACAAAGAAAGGCUUUACUGGUUCAAAUGUGCACCGUCGAUGCCAAAACAAGAUUGCUAACAGAGCUUCUAAACUGAAUGAACACCCUGACAAUUCUUGUUCUCAAAGUUCAAUAGUCUGUGGCCCUGCCUUGUUCCCUGGUAAUUCUACUACAGUUAAUUCAUCUGAUAAGGGCACAAGUCAUUCCAAGGAAGAUGACAAAUCUUUAAAGAAAAACUCAAGAAAAAGGGUUAGAAAGAAAGAUAGACGGAGUAAGAAGAAGUCAAGUGACAGUGGCAUUACUGAACAUGAAGUUCUUAAUGAGGAAUAUGUCUCUGAGGGGAUGUCAAAAGCCUUUGCUCCUAUUGUUCAAAGUUCCGCUGGAGAAUGUGCCACAUUUGAAUCCAAGAACCAGCUCCAAGAUAGGGGCACUGAUUUUGCAGUCAUUGAUAGAGAAAUAAAGGACAUCCAACAUGUUGAGCCAUGCUGUUUUAAUGAUAUACAAGACUCUUUGGUGCUGGAUUCAGUUUCAGUUGGUUCCAGAAGUGAUGAAAGUAUCAAUGCUGUUGGUAUAGGAAAACAGUCCAACAAGGCAAAUUGCACAAACACUUCAGAUUCGGGAGAUGGAUAUUUUCUUGGUCCAAACUUAACGAAUGGUAUUCACAAAAACUGUGAACAUGCUGAGGGGAUUAAGCAUGGUGGUCAAAAUUGCAUCAGUAAUGAUAAAAGAGUCAAGCAGAAGAGAACAAUGUCAAAGAGUUCAAGCUUAAACAAAUUUGGGGGCAUUGGAGUUUUGCAUGGUCGAAAAGGAAAGGAAAACAGUCAUUCCGUGUGGCAAAAGGUUCAGAAGAACAGUUCUGAUGAAUGUAGUGGUGAUUUGAAGAAAGUGAACACUACUUUGUCACAAAUUGAUUCUACUGUGGAAAAGGAUCCUUCAGUUAUCAAAGAUUGUAGUUCUGUUGGUGUAAAUGGUGUAUCAAAAACUGAGGAUAAGAAACACUUGAAAAAUAAAAUUGGUAGGAAAUCAAAAGGUAAAAUGGAUUCAGUUUCAAAAAAGGGACAAGGCAAUUAUUCUAAGAAAAAUUUCCAUUUUAACAAGUCUUUGCCAAAUGAUCAUGGGAAGGUUAGUGUUCAAAAGAUUGAUAUGUUGAAUAUCUCAUCUGAUGAAAUUGAUCAACAAGGAUUGAACAUUGUCUCUGGAUUUAAUUCUGAUAUUAAUUGCCUGAUGGAUGGGGUUCAGACCAAUGGAUUUGAACAGGUAACAUCUGAAAUAGUUCAAAGCACACAAAUCUGUCUGGAGGAGUCAGAUCCACAAAAGGGUGCCUGUCAUACAAUUGUAAACACAAACAGUGAAAAUGUAGACAUUGAAGAUAGCUCAUUGGUAAUGCCAGGUGAGAACUUCAAUCAAUCAAAUAUGUCCGAGCAGCUGUCUCCAGUGUCUUGUAAUCUUGAAGGUGAUGAGGUUGGUCAAACAGAGAAAGAAGUUUCUUCUGCAGACUACUAUGCACAAAACCACAGUUCUGGACCUACCCUAUGGAAAUGGAUACCAGUCAGCAAAAAGGAUACAGGGUUGGAAAAAUCUGAAUCUAAUAGUUCACCACCAGAAUAUUCUGAUACAUCCUCUAGUAACAAUUUCAACUCUGAAAGCAGCGCUGAACCGGAAGUAGCCUCUUCUGAAAAUCUGGAUUCUUCACUAAAUGCAAGCAGAACAUGCUCCGGCCAGAUUUACAACAAAGUGUCUUGUCCAGAUGAGAAGAAACAUAAAAUGGGUAGUCAGGUUGCAUGUGCAUUCACAGAGCACAGGAACAAGCAUAAAGUUGCUAAUCACAUUCUUUUUGAAUGUGAAAAUCCAGAGAUGUUAGAAAAUGAUUCUUACAGAAUAGCUCAAGCCGUGAAUGAUGCUUGCAUGGCACAACUAGCUUGUGAGACUGUACACAUGGCUACUGGUGGUCCAGUUGCAGAGUUUGAAAGACUACUUUAUUUUUGUAGUCCUGUUAUUUGUAAAUCACUCAAUUCACUUGGUUGCUCAUCCUGCUCAUGCAACCAUGCUAGUGGUGUCUCACUGUGUAGACAUGAGAUCCCUAACCUAUCUUUGGGAUGCCUCUGGCAGUGGUAUGAAAAACAUGGGAGCUAUGGGUUAGAGAUUAGGGCUCAGGAUCUUGAAAAUCCAAAAAGAGAAGGAAGUGUUGGUGAUUUCCCAUUUCGUGCCUACUUUGUCCCUUCUUUAUCAGCAGUUCAGCUGUUUAAGAACCGUGAAAACCAAUGCAUAAACAGCAGUGACAAGCUUCCAAAUUGUGAGGAUUCAGAGGCAUGUGAAAUGGUUGACAUUUCAGAAAACUCAUCUACUGCCAGUCAACAUUCUAUAUUUUCUGUUCUCUUUCCUCAACCUCGCAAUCAGGAGGCAUGCAUUCAACCACCAAAGGAGACAGCUUCUAUCAAUAAUGUAUCUAUUCCGUCUAUCAACUCAACAUGCUCUGGUGAUGUAGAACUUCUUUUUGAAUAUUUUGAACUUGAGCAGCCUCAACAAAGACAACCUCUGUAUAAAACCAAUAACUUUACAAGAACCUACAGAGGUUGUCUUUGUUGA